Molecule: messenger RNA, 2124 nt
Organism: Amphiprion ocellaris (clown anemonefish)
Lineage: Eukaryota; Metazoa; Chordata; Actinopteri; Pomacentridae
Gene: parm1
Product: prostate androgen-regulated mucin-like protein 1
Exons: 4
Coding region: 102-1223 (373 amino acids)
Cellular component (GO): Golgi apparatus; early endosome; late endosome
Source: RefSeq, a predicted model, not a curated record
UCCAGUGAGAGGCAGCCAAACACACUACAGCAGUCCACAGGGAGCUCAGAGCUGCUGCUUCUCCACUGUUUCUGAGGAUAUACAUUAAAGAAGAAGCAAUCAUGAGGGUCGGUCUGCUGCAAACUCUGAUAGCAUGUCUGCUGUUAUAUUCGGCAUCCUUCGAUACAGUCCACGCUUCUGCUGAAACGCCUCCAAUGACGUCAGCUGCUUUGACCACACCUCUGGAUACCACUUCCCAACCCUCACCAUCAACUACUAGCAUCAGCCUAACCAGCAAUACAUCAUCUGACCCUACUUCAGGGCCUCAGUCAACAAGUAGUAAAGUUUUAUCUACCACACCCAGCAACAUCACCAGCCCCAACACAGCCCAAACGAGUGGCACAACCAACGCUGCCCAAACCACCGAUGAAAACGGCACCACCGGAGCCGCCAGCACCACUCAACUCAGCGAUGCCACCAACAACCCCACAACCACUGACGCAACCAGUGCAACCCCCGGCACUACUCAGACGAGUGACACCACUGACACAACCAGUGCAACCCCCAGCACCAAUCAAAUGAAUGACACCACUGAUGCAACCAGUGCAACCCCUGGCACUACUCCAAUUACUGGCAGCACCAGCGCAACCAGUGCAACCCCCAGCACCAAUCAAAUGAAUGACACCACCGACGCAACCAGUGCAACCCCCAGCACCAAUCAAAUGAAUGACACCACCGAUGCAACCAGUGCAACCUCCGGCACUACUCAAAUUACUGGCAGCAGCAGCGCAACCAGUGCAACCCCCGGCACUACUCAAAUUACUGGCAGCACCAAUGCAAACACCAAACCAACUGAUGCUAUCACCACCAGCACAGCCAAACCCACAACCAGAAUCACCACUGGCUCCAAAACCACCGAUAGCACCACUUCCCAAAACACCAAACCAACCGAUGCUACGGGUGGCACCAGCGGCACCCAAGCCACUGGCAGUUCCCAAAACACCAAACCAACCGGUACCUCCAAAGCCAGCACCACUACCACUCGGACAAAUGAGGGACAGAAGCCCGAGGCUCUGAGCUCAGGAAGUGUUGUAGUCAUCGUUCUAGCGUUCAUUGCACUGGUUGUCCUCGUGCUGGGAGGAGUUUACUACUACAAGUUCAGAGGGCCAUCCUACGGACGUCUAAUGGAAAGCAGCGAAUACGGCACUUUAGGAAACUUCAGCAACCCCAUGUUCGACCCUUGAAUCUUCACAUUCCACCCCUAAUUCCAGUAAAACGUAAAGUCCUCAACCUGCAGAUGGAGCCACUCUGAUCACGACAGUAUGUGAGCAAUGAGUUUAGGACGGUCAGAUUCUGUGAGACGUCUGGUUGUUUGGAUGCCAAACAAAAUGCGACGUUUCUCCUGACCAUUUUUGUUUUAUUACUUUUAUUAUUGGAAGUACAGUAGCAGCUUUUUCUCAGGUGGCUUUUCAAACAGCUCAGACAGUUUGUAAUCACAUUCCAAGUGCACCAGUGGACACUUUGUUGUUUAUUAAGCAUAAAUGUGAGGACUAAGACUUGAAAAUGUCUCAGAUUAAGAUUGAACUAGCCAUAUUAAGUGUGUAUUUUUAAUAAUAGGCAUAAGGCAGAGACAGAGACUGACCUUUUAACAGGAAAACCCACAGAGUCCUGCUGAAGUGGUCUGGAGCAAAGCACUGAAACCUCACCAGCUCUAAGAGGCACAUUUAAACAAAACAGGUGAUUUUGAAAAGAUUUUCUAAUCUCAUUUCCAUUAAAUGUGGCCUUAAUCAAACAUGGGGUAGAGAACUGCCUCUCUCAUCUCUGAUCAAUUCUAUUUAUGUGUUUAUAUUAUUGAAUGUUAUUGGUGUAAAUUUUCUUCAUGUUUCUGUGAAAUUCUGUGAUCUGCAGCUCAGCCAGGCUGCAGUUUUGAUUGUGGUUUUCCUUGAGUGAUGAGAUUUAAAGCUUUUUAUUGUGUGAUUAAAUCACUUGUGCAAUAGAAGUGACGGAGGUAGUUACUGUGAUUUCUAUCCAUUAUGGUCCACUUUGGUCCAGACUGAAAUAUCUCAGAAUCCACUGAGUGUAUAGUCAGGAAAUUUUGCACUGAUGUUCAAGGUCCCUGAAAUAAAAACCUACUGCCUUCAUGAA